CAUCUUUUUUGUAGCUACGUUAUCCUUUUAUUGUGUAUUAACCUUCUCGAUUCCAACCGGAAACAUUGUAAUUAAUUUUCAAUGGUUCAAUACCUCAUCGCAGUGUGGGAUUACACCGCAGAGGGCGAGUUUGAGCUUUCAUUUAAACAAGGAGAAAGAAUAAAGCUUCUUGAGAAACACAAUGACGACUGGUGGGAAGGAGAACUGAAUGAUGAGAUUGGAUUUUUUCCUGCAAACAGAAUUCGGCUAGAAACCGAUCAAGACGUUAAACAAAAUUCUGGGCUGGUUAAAGACCAACCUUUGCGGGAAAUAUCACACGAGCAACAGACAUCGCGUGGGGAUGUUAGCUUGCCACGAGUUGUUAAAUCAGUACACGAGAGUAAAAUUACACACCUAAGCCCAGACUACUCAUUAACUGGACAACGACCUCAAAGUUUUCCUUUCACAAACCUUGGAAUAUCUAGCCAACCUUUUGAAAAAGCAACACACUCUUUGGAUACUCCGCCUGCAUUGGAGUACCGAUCGAGGGAGUCCUCUAAUAAGGGCCGAGGAAUUAGUUUCCAUGGAAGUGCAAGUUUCGAUCAAGAACCUCUUAUUAUAUCUACCUCUGAUGUAGCACCAUCAAAAGAACAAGUACAGCAAACAUCAUACAAUUCUGAUACACUCCCAGAAGGAUGGGAGCAUGCUUAUGACAAUGAGGGAACAAUUUACUACUUUAAUGAACAUACCGGGGAGUCUCGCUGGGAAAGACCAGUGAAUGUACAAAGUUCCUCUGGUAGUCGAGCCUUUGUCCCAGAAAAAGAAGAAAACGCACUAGCAAGCAAGCUUGACAAUAUGUUACUCUCACCAACCACCGGAGAUGAUUUUGGCAUGGUGACCAACUUCCAAAAAUUAAAACCUUCUGAAUUAAAGCAACUGGAAUUGGAUCAGUUGCACUCAGAAUGGAUCCGGCACCAAGGAUUUGUCCAAAUGAAAAUGCGAGCUGAGAAGGAAGAUGGUGGAAAACUAAGUUCCUGGAAGAUGUACUAUGCUGUUCUCUCCAAUGGAUUCUUGUUGUUAUACAAAGAUAGUUACUCAAAGGGAAAGAAACCAGCAAAACCAUUGGUGCCAGUAGGCGGAUUUGAUUUGGACUCUUGUCAUAUAGAUCCAGCAAAUAAACACGAUACCCGAAGAAAGCAUGUAUUUACAAUCACUACUGAGAAGAAAGUCAAGAUAUAUAUCCAAGCUUCCCAUGAGAAAGAGUUUUCUACUUGGCUGGAUACAAUCAUGCGAGAUUUGAUUACGAGGAGAGAAGGCCAAAAAGAGGAGUCUGAUAUUAUUCGAUUGUUGAGAAUGCUGACAUCUGAUUCGAACCAACUAAAGGUCAAUCGAAAAAUGGAAACAGGGAAAGCUCAAACAAAGUAUACAGAAACAGAUGAAAAAGAUCGUAGGUAUAGAAUAAAAACAGAUACAGAUGAUCAUCGAGCAAGGCCGAAAAAGAUAGGGCAUUGGUUCUCAAAGAGUGGUAAGGAAGAUGAAAAGCUUGAGGCACAACAUGUUGUUGGUCAGACAGAGUCUCCUGCAGGCAACACUGUGUUUGGCGGCUUUCUUCAUUUAGAUGACAAUGGAGAAAUACCACGUAUACUACGUCAGUGUAUCAAAGAGGUGGAAGAAAGAGGAUUGGAUUCUGUCGGAAUUUAUCGUAUUUCAGGUCCUGCUUCUACCAUUCAGAAGUAUCGUGCUCAAUUCAAUCGUAAUGAAGAGGUUCACCUUGAAGAAGAGCACGAUAUUAAUGUGGUAACCGGUUUAUUGAAGUUGUACUUUCGUGAAUUACGCAACCCACUUCUCACAUAUGAAUAUUAUGACUGGUUUAUUGAUGCCGCACGAAUACCCGAUUACGAUGAGCGUAUGUUCCGGAUAAAGUCUAUCAUACAUGUCUUGCCGAAAUCAAAUUAUGUUGUUAUGGAGAGUUUGAUGCGCCAUCUAAACCUAGUUUCAUUGCACAGUGAGGCCAAUAAGAUGGAGACUUCUACCCUCGCACUUAUUUUCUCAGUUGGUCUUUUGAGGACAGCUGCCGAAGAUCUCAGCAGUAUUAUGCAAACAGAUCUUCAAAGUAAGAUUAUUGAGGCCGUGAUUCAGCAAGUAGACUGGUUCUUUGAUGCUGAUGAACAAGAGGAAGAUCUGGUCCAAGUAGAACCAUAACAUAAAGAAUAAAAGUACAAAGAUAUAAACACAUAGUUUAGUAAAGCAAACAACCAAAUAAAUGAACAAGAAUAUCAUAUUU
Messenger RNA from Phycomyces blakesleeanus NRRL 1555(-), 2263 nucleotides. RefSeq lists its product as hypothetical. The coding region runs from base 82 to 2181 and encodes 699 amino acids. Gene Ontology annotation, cellular component: cytoplasm. NCBI's taxonomy places the organism in Eukaryota, Fungi, Mucoromycota, Mucoromycetes, Mucorales, Phycomycetaceae. The transcript is spliced from 15 exons. Gene Ontology annotation, biological process: signal transduction; regulation of GTPase activity. Gene Ontology annotation, molecular function: protein binding. The record is from RefSeq and is a predicted model, not a curated record.